This is a messenger RNA of Acyrthosiphon pisum (pea aphid), 1032 nucleotides long. Its product is annotated as bromodomain-containing protein DDB_G0280777-like. The transcript is spliced from 6 exons. The record is from RefSeq and is a predicted model, not a curated record. Lineage: Eukaryota; Metazoa; Arthropoda; Insecta; Hemiptera; Aphididae. Bases 1 to 1032 code for a protein of 343 amino acids.
AUGGAUAAGGUCAGAUGUAUUAUAAUAUCCAUAGAUCCUAGCAAUGAAUACACAAUGAAGAAGUCUUCCAAUAUUGAUAAUUCACUAUGUGGACACAUUAUAGUGCUUGCCAACAACAGCCGCACCAAUGCCAGCAGCAGCAGCACCACCAAUGCCAGCAGCAGCAGCACCAAUCAGCAGCCUCAACAGCCAAAUCAAUGGCAGCAGCAACAACAGCAGCCUCAUCAUGUGCAACAGCAGCCACAACAACAAUUCCAGCAACAACACCCACAAAAUCAACAACAGUUACCACAAUAUCAGCAGCCUCAUCAUGUGCAACAGCAGCCACAACAACAAAUGAACCAACAGCACCAACAAUUCCAACAACAGCAUCCACAAAAUCAACAACAGUUACCACAAUAUCAGCAACCACAACAUCAGCAGCCUCAUCAUGUGCAACAGCAGCCACAAAAAAUGCAACAGCAGCCACAACAACAACAACAGCAGCAGCAGCAACAACAAAAGCAGCAGCACCAGCAAAAGUCAUGGCUAGAUUCUUCAGUGGCCGCUGCUUUCAAGAAACAGUUGGCAGAUUCUCGGCCACUAGAUAAGCCGCUAGGUCAGGCUAAACGUCUAGUGGCUAAGAACAAAAAAUUUGCUUAUGAAUGUUUCAUAUGCCACAAGGUGGGCCACAAGGCCUAUGAUUGUUGGUGGCGUGAUCAGCCAUAUGUUAAUCCAAGACAGAAUCGGUUGCGGUCCAGGCGUGGUGGACGGUCAGCUACGCAACAUGUACAGUCUCCUCCGCGAAGGGGACGAUCUCCUCCGCAAAGGGGACGGUCUCCUCCGCGAGGAGCACAGUCUCCUCCGCGAAGAGGACAGUCUCCUCCAGGUCAUUCACGGUCUCGGUCAUCUUCUCAGUCUUCUACGGACUUAUCACGGACUCUUCACUCUUCAACAGAUCAAUAUUUAUUUGAAGCUUGGAUUGCCAGGAGGAACCAAUCCAGUCCUCUUAGCGCAUCUGUGUUAGACUGGCAAAAGAAAUGGUUGGUAUAA